This is a messenger RNA of Sesamum indicum (sesame), 886 nucleotides long. It is a transcript of the gene MED21, whose product is annotated as mediator 21. Gene Ontology annotation, cellular component: mediator complex. NCBI's taxonomy places the organism in Eukaryota, Viridiplantae, Streptophyta, Magnoliopsida, Lamiales, Pedaliaceae. Gene Ontology annotation, biological process: regulation of transcription by RNA polymerase II. Gene Ontology annotation, molecular function: transcription coregulator activity. The record is from RefSeq and is a predicted model, not a curated record.
CUCUCUCUUUUCUGCUUUCUCCACUCUUCCCCUUGUUUCUUCGAUUUUCUCUCCUCGCUCCGCCAUAUCCACCGCUGGCGCCACUCACGCACACAUAAACAACAGGAACAGAGAGAGAGCCGCGACGCUCCUUCCUGUCCAACUCUGACGCUACGGUCAGACAUAUCACCCGAUUUACAUAGAUCCAUCCCAGCGUUAGGACUUCGUGUUUGACAACCACGGCCGGCAUUUUCGUACCGGAACAAAUUUAGAUCGCGGGGGAUGGAUAUAAUAUCGCAAUUGCAGGAACAAGUGAAUACAAUUGCAUCACUUGCAUUCAACACCUUUGGCACACUUCAGAGGGAUGCGCCCCCAGUACAGCUCUCGCCUAAUUAUCCCGAACCUCCUGCCAAUGCUACCGGUGUAGAAGACGCGGCGAAUCUUGCUGAGCAGCCCAAGCUUCUCAGUGCUGAAUUGGUGAAAGCGGCAAAACAGUUUGAUGCAUUAGUUGCUGCACUUCCAUUAUCUGAGGGAGGUGAAGAAGCUCAACUAAAACGAAUUGUGGAACUCCAGGCUGAAAAUGAUGCAAUUGGACAGGAACUCCAAAAGCAACUGGAAGCUGCAGAGAAGGAGCUGCAGCAGGUGCAGGAGCUGUUCAGCCAAGCAACAAAUAACUGCUUGAACUUGAAGAAACCGGAAUGACCCCAAGGAUGUAUGCAAGAUCAAACAACUUAUAUGACACAUUCUAAUCCAACAUGCACUUGUAAGGAGUUCUGACUAUAGGUAGAAGUUGUGUUUGUUGGAAGGAAUUCUUUGUUACGUUCUCUGCAGUUGAAAGGAAUUCUUGAUUAAUUUUAUUCCCCGGUCUAAUGUUAGUAGACGUCCUGCAAUUAUCCACGGCCUUCAA